Molecule: messenger RNA, 3526 nt
Organism: Pecten maximus
Lineage: Eukaryota; Metazoa; Mollusca; Bivalvia; Pectinida; Pectinidae
Product: small conductance calcium-activated potassium channel protein 2-like
Exons: 1
Coding region: 236-1630 (464 amino acids)
Biological process (GO): potassium ion transmembrane transport
Cellular component (GO): neuronal cell body; plasma membrane; neuron projection
Molecular function (GO): calmodulin binding; small conductance calcium-activated potassium channel activity
Source: RefSeq, a predicted model, not a curated record
UACAGCGAAGUGCUCAGUGUGUAUAACAUUGUGACAGUGUCUACUGACAGUCCAGGAUGAUGAACAAGCAUAUGUGAUAUUCUUAUACUACAGGUCGAAGUGCAGUAUGGGAGAUUAGAGACAGAAAAAAAAAGUAUGGAUAACACCUAAUCCAAGGCGAAGAUAAAGUCGUGUUUUGUAUAAACACGUUUUGCGUUUUGUUUAUCUGUUUGUUCUCUGUACCUACAGAUAAGCAAUGAGUUCUAUCAUAGAGAGCCCGGGGAUCCCGCUAGUAGGGGUCGGGAUGAACGGACGACACUACCAAAAAUACAAAACUCUUGGCGAAUCGACGGACAGCCAGGGUGGAAUGAGUCGUAAGAAGUGGGAAACUGUUGGCAUUCGACUGGCGCGACGAAAACAAUUGUUCGCCAGUCGGCGGAGGGCGUCUGACGUAUCCCUCGCUUUUGCGAUCAUAGGAAUUCUUAUAAUGGUCAUGGAAAACGAACUUACUGCAGCCAAUAUCAUAAACAGGUCCGAUAUGAUGUCGUACUUCGUCAAAAUGUUGAUAACGGCCUCCACCGUUACCUUACUCAUAUUUCUUGGAAUUUUUCAUUGUUUAGAUAUUCAGUUAUUUGUUGUUAAUAAUAGUUGUGAUGACUGGAAGAUAGCGAUGAAUUCUCGUCGUGUCAUUCAGAUUAUCGUCGAAGUCAUCGUCUGUAUUGUUCAUCCCAUUCCUGGAAACUUUGAUGUCACCUGGCCUGCAACGGUGGCGGAGGGUCAAUUCCCGCGAGAGUUCACGGUGCCCCUUGACGUCAUCCUCUCUCUCCCGAUGUUUCUGCGCUUGUACAUUGUAUGUCGCACCAUAAUGCUUCACAGCAAGCUCUACCAGGAUGCAUCAUCUCAAAGUUUAGGAGCUUUAAAUCGUAUCCAUUUCAACUUCCGGUUUAUAUUCAAAUCUCUAAUGGCGAUCCACUCGGACUAUGUCCUAUUGGUGAUGAUGAUGGCUUUACUGUUGGUUGCUAGCUGGACUCUUAGACUAUGUGAAAUGCAUGACCCAGAGAAACCAUCACAUGCCGAUUUUCUCAACUCAAUGUGGCUAGUUGCCAUAACAUUUCUAUCGGUCGGAUACGGGGACAUAGUUCCAAGUACGUACUGUGGUCGACUCAUCGCUGUGAUGACGGGGAUAAUGGGAGCGGGUUUUACGGCGCUCGUCGUAGCCGUCUUAGCCCGGAAGUUAGAACUCUCUAGAGCUGAAAAGUGCGUUCACGAUUUUGUAAUUGAUGUUGAUUUGGAUAAGCGCCUGAAGCACGAGGCAGCUAAUGUUCUCAAAGCCGGCUGGUUUAUAUAUAAGUUAAAAAAACAAAACCAGAAACACCCAUUGUCUCUUAUUUACCAAAGAAAGCUUCUCGGAGCAAUAUACGCGAUUCGAGAAAUCAAAGCAGCGCAACGACGACUAAUGGAUGCCUCUUUGACGCUUGUGGAAUUGAACAAAGCACAGAUAGAAACGUCACACUCUGUAGAUAUUAUCAAGCAAAAACAAAUAUCACUUGACGAAAAAGUGGACAAUCUAGAAACCAAGAUCAUCGCGAUACACGAUAAACUUAACGUCAUUCACAAAGCUGUUAAGCAUGGCGGCCGUGACGCCAGCUAGUCACACGUGGGAUUUAUUCCUUGAGAUGAUUCCGAUAGCUAAGUCUCCCUCGGGGGAGAUAUUUUCCGCUAAUCUGAGCGUGUUUCUAAAGAAGCAAGUGUUGUUGUUCUAUAAUAAACCAUUAGUACUAUAAGCGACAAGUUCCAUUUGUCGGUACAUCACACGAUGAUGUGGGCGUGCUUUUUAACACUGCUGUCGGACCUUUUUUUAUUGCACUUGAUGUUUAAGAGAGAAUAUCAUAUUAGUGAAUUACUUAUAAAGGGAUACUUUUAUGCUCCACAGACAACGUAUCUAUUUGAUUGUGUUUUAUUAUUAUCAUCAAAGGCCUAAGCUCAACUUUGUAUUACCUCGACGGAUCUAUUGAAGUGUGUUAACAUAUUGACCUGAACUGUGAUCAUUGUGUUCUCAUAAAUGGCUGAAAAAGUGAUUAUUGUGUCGUGUCUAGUGGAUAAAUGGAAAUUAUGUAUGAAUGUAUCAAUAACUAGUAAUCUCAUCAGUUGGCCUACGGGAUUAUAAACUGUCUGCCGAAUGAAAGGCGAUAUAAUUCAAAAUGGUGAUAUUUAUACAACCUUCGUAAUGAUAGAAUUCCCCCCAAGCUGUGGGAUAGAUGGUUGUUUCUGUAGACAUAUAUGUUUUAAGCGAUGAUCUUAUUUUAGCACAUUUGGCAAUAAGAGCAUUUCGCUUAAGCAUAAGUAUCCUUAAUUCACUUUCCUUACAUUACGUUUUAUGGUAAAUACGGGUGUCGCGGACGCGUCAAUUCACCAUUGCUCUAUUCUGUUUAAAUUUGAUUCAGCGCUAAAAUUGGAUUGCGCCAAAAUGAGUCGUUUAUAGUAUACGAUCGAUAAUAACUAUCGGGACUGUGAUCCUAGAUUCUUUGAAGGGGCUUUUAUCUGUAUAAAGGGAUUGUUGUCCUAAAUUCUCUAACGGCCGUGGGUUUUUUUUCUAAUCUCUCUUAUGCAAAAUUGUUGUCAAAAGAUUUCUGAUGCAAAUUUCAUUCUAAACUAAUUAAUGGAUUUUUAUUUCAAAAUCUGAUAUUGUUUUCUAUGAUUUAACUAGCUAAUAUGAUGCUUUUUUUCUAAAUAUAUGAUAAGAUUUUAUUUUUCAAAGAUUAUUAACGGUAUAUUUUAUCCUUAGCGUGAUUUUUCCUUAAGCUAUUCCAACGAUAUGGUUAUCCCAAACUUUCCAGUAGGUCUUCAUCCUUACUAUGUAACAGGAGUAUCAUCCUCAGCGAUACCAAGGUAUUUUUAUCUGAAAUUCUCUUUUGUGUAUUCAUUAUCUUCAAAAGGAGAGUUUCCGUCAAACUUCCUACUGUUAUCCUUCACUUUCACAAUUGUUGUUAAUCAUCUUAAACUAUCGAGUGAAAGGGAUAUGUGUAUAUGUGACUCAGUUCUGAGUAAAAACAUUACAUUUUCGGAAUGCAAAUCUAUAUAAUAAUGCAACUUUUUAGUAAUAUUGACUAAGAAUGCUUCCUUCCAUGAAAUGCUUUAUCUUUAUUUAGCUUUUAGAUUUUAUCUCCGUAUAUUUUAUCUCCGUAUAUUUAUGUAAUGUGUGGUACUGUAUAUCAGAUAUGUCCGUCUACGUAGCUUCUCUGCAUUAUUGAUUCCAUUCUAUCAAACGUCAUUGCUCCGAGCUCUAUCAUACAAAAUAUUCCUUACUAUUCCAGUACCUUUAGCAAGAAGUUCAUCAUAAUUUCUUAUUCUCGUGAAUAAUUUUCGGGGGAGUGGCAGCGACUCACGAAAAAUCAUCGAAAAUGGUCUGCGACCAACGAAAAAUCAGUGAGAAGAAGACAUCGACUAGCAAAAAUAUCUGAUUUACAGUACAUGGUCGAUGCUACAUUAGUGUCGAUCAAUAGAAAAAGAUAUUCUUUUUUAUUACAUUAAACCUAAUUGAACUAUA